Molecule: messenger RNA, 1969 nt
Organism: Loxodonta africana (African savanna elephant)
Lineage: Eukaryota; Metazoa; Chordata; Mammalia; Proboscidea; Elephantidae
Gene: RIBC1
Product: RIB43A domain with coiled-coils 1
Exons: 9
Coding region: 593-1813 (406 amino acids)
Source: RefSeq, a predicted model, not a curated record
GCGCCGUACGCCCUAGAACUCGGUAGCCCGCGCGGGAAACACCGCAGUGCAAGCCGGGUGGACGGCAAGUCUCGCGAGAAUGAGUCCAACCCAACGGGAUUUCCGGUGUCCGUAGCGAGCGAGACCACGGGGCGGGGCCUUCGGUUUAGCGUGGAAGUUUUGUGGAUCCGUUGCCGGGGCAUUUGAGCCCCACCGCUCUUUACUGUUGCCUUGGCAACACAAACCGCUGCUGCAGCCGAAUGUAUCCUUGAGGAGGCGGUGUCGGGAGGUCUGGCGAGACUAGAGCCCACUGUUUCUGAAAAUCAGAAGUCGCAGCAGGUUAGGCCCCGCAGGGCAAGAGGAAAAUGGGAGCUCGGCUCUGGCUUUAGCCUGGCCAGCUAGAGGGCUCGGACAAGGGAUCGGGAAUUAGAAGGACACCGGGGAGCCGAGGGCUGACGGGAAGGAGGGACCGGCGGGAAGAUCGUUGUUAGAAUUCUGAGACUGCCACCAUAGCCCAAGAACAGACUUGGACCUAAGCCACUUGUUGGCUACUUGAACCCAGACCCAACCUGGGAGCUUCAACACCGGGACUCCUUGACGAGAAAGUUAAAAAAUGGUGGAAAAAAAUGGGAACCAGCCACAGGAGUUGAAGAAUAGUGUUCCAAACAGGAACACUACGUACAAAGGUUCUGAGAUGUAUAAGGUAGGCCUCUCAUCAGAUCCCAAGGAGUUGGCAGCCAUUGAGGCUAGAAAAAAUCGAGAAAAGGAGCGACAGAGCCGAUUCUUCAAUGUGCGGAACCGAGUCAUGGGGGUGGAUGUUGAAGCACUAAAUAGCCAGGUUGCAGAGCGAAAACUUCAGGAGGCAACAGAGCGGAGCAGGGAUGCAGCUUAUGGUACCAACCAGGUGCAGUGUGAUUUAGUAGCCCAAAUGCUAGAGAAGGAAGAGGCAGAAAGGACACGUCGGUUGGCCAAGAAAACCCAGGAGUUUCAGGAGCAGAAGCAGCAGCUCAAGAAUAGACGUGAAUUUGACCUUUGGGAUCCAGACAGACUUCAGAAGGAGUUUCUAGCCCACCUUGGUGACAGGGAUCCCCACUGUGGCCCAGCCAGCCUCCAGUGCUUUUCUGGAGAGGAUCUGGACAGGGCUACAUGCCUGCGAAUGCAGCAGGACCAGUUCAGGUACAGCCUGGAGAGGCAACUGCAGGAACAGCAGCGAGCCAGAGUUGAUGAAAAGUGUGCAGAUACGCUUAAUGACCAGCUGCGCCUAGGCAUGGACAGGCGGGCCACCCACCUGGCAAAGCUGGAGGAGUCCUGUCGAAAGGCCGUGAUGUCUGCUGUAGCCAAUGUCAACAAAGCCCAGGUAGCUGAGCUGGCUGAGCGGCAGCGCCAUGAGCAUCAUUGCGAACAGGAGGCCAACCUUGUGGAUAUCCAGAACCAGAUCACAAGUGACCUGCUGACCGAGAACCCCCAAGUCGCCCAAAACCCUCUGACUCCCCACCGGGUCCUGCCCUAUUGCUGGAAGGGCAUGACUCCAGAGCAGAGAGCUGCUAUCAGGAAAGUCCAAGAGGUGCAGCGCUGUGAAAAGGACGCACAGUGCCAGGCCAAACAAGCACUGGAUGCUGAAUGGGAAAGCCAGACCACGCACUUCGCCCAGGCAGCAAUGGAGCUGGAGCAGCAGGAGAGAGAACUGUGUGCUGAAUUUCAGAGGGGACUGGGCUUCUUCAACCAGCAGCUGGCUAAGGAGCAAAAAGCCCAGCAGAAUUAUCUGAAUUCAGUAAUCUACACCAAUCAACCUACAACCCAAUAUCACCUACAGUUCAAUACCAGCAGCCGCUGAGCUCAGGAUGGUCUUCUCCCCCUUCUCCAUCAAGCUCACAGAGGGCUAUGGGUCAAAGAAGAAAAUACUGCAUAUCCCUACCCACAAUUCAUUCCCCAGUGGGGGGCACUGAGUCAGUACCCCCGCCUUCUACCUAGGUAAUAAAGUUUUUCACUG